Molecule: messenger RNA, 216 nt
Organism: Microthlaspi erraticum
Lineage: Eukaryota; Viridiplantae; Streptophyta; Magnoliopsida; Brassicales; Brassicaceae
Source: the annotation of a GenBank genome assembly
AUGAAUGGCAGCACCAAGCCACGUGGACCGUCGCCGGCGUCGGACUCAGCAGCUUUCGCGCUCUCCGAUCAAGCUCCGCUUCACUUCCGCUUCGCUUCACUUCAGCUUUGCAAUUUUUGGAUUAGUGAAGAUCAAAUCAUGGCCUCUCGAAUUGCUAACAAUGUGGCGGAAUUGAUUGGUAACACUCCAUUGGUGUACCUGAACAAUGUUCACUGA